Messenger RNA from Struthio camelus australis, 4073 nucleotides. NCBI's taxonomy places the organism in Eukaryota, Metazoa, Chordata, Aves, Struthioniformes, Struthionidae. The record is from RefSeq and is a predicted model, not a curated record.
CGCCGGCCGCUCCUAGCAGUGCUGCGGAGUUGGACCGCCGCAGUGCGAGUAGCUGCCCGGCGUGGCACCCGCGUCCCUGAGGUGGCCCUCUGCUUGGUUGCUCAGCUAAGCGGCUGCCGGGAAACGCGACAUCCGCUGAGUGCAUGAUUUUGCCCCGUCCGGCUCCUGGAGGGCUUUUGCAGUACUAUCAAUAGGUUUCACUUGGCAAUUCAGGCAUGCUGUAUUAGCCCUCUCUUGACGAUAGGCAUCUGUGAGCAACUAAGACCUACAAUUUUUUUUUUUUUUUAAAUUGGGUGAAGUGACAUUAUGUCCCCUUCUCUAGAGCAGUUCAGGGGCUAGAGCACCUGUCUAGAACUUGGUUUGGUUCUGUAUAUUCUGACCAAGGACACUGAUGUUAACAUUGCCCAUCCAUUCACCCUGAUGUCAGCUGUUCUGGACAGGGUAUUCAUCUGUGUCUUUUAAUGCCCAAAUACUACUGCUUAAAACAGCUUGAGGUGUAUUGAGCAUGAAGGGAAGAGCAGGAAACAGCUACCACCUGGUCCCUGGGGCUUUUGGCAGAGGUAGGCUCUGCUCUCUUCCCCAGGAACAGGUUUUCAUUAUUUAUUCCUAAUGAAACAGCUUUGACAAGAAUAAGAGUAGUUCUUUUUUGAGAAAUAAUUGAUGAUGCUUUCUUAGAAUAUGUUUGACCAACCAGGUCUUUCCAUUUUACCUAUGCAUGCAAUGUAGUGAAAUGUUUUGUACAAGGAGACAUCCAACUCUCCUCACCUUUUUUCCUUGCAUUUACAGGACAGCAGCGAUUACUACUGUUGUUUAUUUGCUUGCUUUUGUGAUAUCUUAAACUAAGAGGCACAACACUUCAGAAACCUCUUAUGUGGGACAGGUGGAAAAUAUCAGGUGAUCCUGGAUUUUUCUGUAGAAUAGAAGUGACAGAACUCUUACGGUUCCUCUAUCCCUCUUUAAUUACUACUCCAAUAAGAACAGUGGACCUUGAAUUGUUUUCCUCUUUUGAGCAGCUCAACAGAUUCAUACACUUCAAAAAAAUGGAGCUAUUUGUUAGAGCCCUGCAGUGCUGCUGUUGAGCCCAUGUAACCUCUGUUCCUGAAAUGGUCCUUAAAGUAUCUUCAAUAUUAGAAGAGUAAUUUUUUCAAAAGUCUUUUCAGUAAUGAUAUUUAGAAGCACUCUAUUUACCUUGAUUCUGGGAAAUCAAUCAGCUUAAUUCAAGCAAACAAUUAGCCUUUUCUAUUUGAUAUAUCUAAAUUGCUUUUAAUUGUGCUUUUGUGUUUUCAUGUGCUAUAGACAGUGAAUGCAAGAUUAGGAAAUGAAAUUUCGUACACUCGUAACUGUUGCUUUUAUUUUGUGACGUAGCUGGAUCAGCUACAAUGGAGUCAUUUGGAAUAAAUCAUUGACACUGUACCUUGUUUGCUCUGUUAAUAAAAUACCUUACAUCCCCAGCUCCUGCCCCACUGCUCAAGUGUGUUCUAAUUGCAUUGUGGCUCGAUGGCAACUUAAGUGUUUCUAACAUGUUCUGCCAGAGACUAACUACUGUCUGCUACAGAAAGAGGCAGCAUAUCUUUCUUCAAAUCGCCUAUGUUUUUGAGGCAAGGUUAGAGAGAGGUGUUUGCUGUUGGCCUGUGGCUUAUCUGCUUUUAUUAAGGAUUCAAAAAACAGUGAGAAAGUACUUGAUAUUAGUUUGGAGCCAUCUCUGCUGAAGCUUUCAGAACCUUCUAUAUUGCUGUUUCAUUUUCUAGUGUUUUGGAAACCAAAACUGGAGUACCUAUUUAGUAUAUCUACUGUGAGAGUAACAGGUAUGACAACCAGGACAAGAAAGGACACCCUCAUGUUUAUGCUAAAUACUAAACAUGCAGUUAUUAGUCCUGGUCGCCUAACUGGCAAAUACAAAUAUUUUUAUAUUAAACUAUUGCAUAUUAGUUUCUAGCCAUGGCAGACAUAAUUCUUAUUCUCAAGACACUGUUUGUAUUCUUGUUCCCAACAUCCUUCCUUGCUUUGAAAGAUGUGAGUCUCUUUUGGAGACUCCACUGAAUAAACUAGCUCCCAGACUAUCAUGUACAAGUGUAUCAAUCUCUUAACUCGGAGCAUAGAGAUGGAAAGGUUAACUACGAUUCAGAUCUUGUUCAUGGGGGGAAAAGGAAAUUAAAAAAAAUAGAAACAUUUGUUCAAAUAUCUGUAGGUAAAGGUGAUACUGUUACUUGGAAUUCUGAAAUAGCAGGGCCCUUGGCUUCUUUAGCAGCUUAGCUGAGCGCUGUAAAAAUAUUUUGCUUACCACAGCUAUGCAUGGAGCUAUGGCUCAGUUUGAUAUUUCUAAGUAAGUAAGUGAUGCAAAAUUCUUCUCUGAAUUAUAUAUUACCAGGCCUCAGGUGUAAUGAUUAGAUGACAGCCCCAAACCAUCAUCAUCUUAGGAAAAGAAGAGGCUGGAAUCAAGAGGCGGUAGCUUCACUGCUAUCUUGCCUUAAGCUGCUAUGCUUUUCUCCAGAAAGCUGAUAGUGGCACAUGAGGCAUGCUGAAAGUAUACACCAGACUCCAGCUCUCUUGCAUGGAGUUAUGGAGUACCUGCAGGUUACAGAUGUGCAGGACAGAUCUGACAAUGUAAGAAGAUCAAAACUAUUCAGCAUCUAAAGGGAAAGAUCAGAUUCUGUGCAAUUGUUUUCAUUGCAGUUAGCCUUCUGUUAACACAUAAUUCUGGUCCUCAGUUUUUAUUUUAAACUGUUCUUGAACAGAAGCAUAAUUUUAUAUCUGUUCAUUUAUUGGCAAGUUCUAAGCAGUACAUUAUUGUGCAUUAAGCCUGGUUCUAAAACAGUGGUGGAGCUAGCCUGAUCUUUACAGGUUGGACUUGUUUUAAAUUCUGCAGUUUUGUGACAAGAAAUAAAUAACCUAUCUUUAGAAAAACAUGAAAUACAAACAACAGGUUAGCUGAUGCCCAGAUCACAGUAGCAUUCAUCUGCCUUAACUAUUCACCCCUAAUAGCCCUUAUGUUCACCCUUAACUAUUUUGAGAAACAUUAUGUGAUUAUUACAGACUUUUCCAUCAAAAGGACUGUGUGAACAUCUGCUUCAGCGAUCACAACAUAGGUACAUUGAGUAUGCGCCCAUUGGGUAACACAGUGCUAUCUUAGGAAGCGUGCUUGCUUUUGACUCCUGUUUAAAAGCUGUGGUUUUGUUUAACUAAGUAGUCUGCUGUUUUUUUGAUGCUCCAGUCUAGUAUUUCAAAAAUAAAGAGAUUUAUUUAUCUUCGCUGUGGAUUGCUUUAAGUCAAAGUUCAGUUUUCAACUACAUUUGGUACAGCAAACUCUUCAAGUGAGCUGCCCUGAGGAAAAUGAGUCUGAUUGAUUGAUUAUCAUUAAUAGAGUGAAAUUUUUAAAAGUAGGAAAAGAAAAUUUGUCACUCAGCUGCCAUCAGUAAUUAUCAUCAGUUUUUCAUCAUGAGCUCAGGUAAAUUGUUUUUUUAAGAUUACCCUACUCAACGCCUGUGCUAUCACCCAGACCUGGCUGUUCCUGCUGUCUCACUAGGCCUAUGCGCAUAUUCUGUGACUCCUGCUGCAAAUUUGUGUCAUCACCUUGGCAGAAGCCCAUCCUCUUCUUCAAAAUGGAAAAAAAAUUAAAAGCAUUAAUUACCAAAUCAGUGCCAACUGUAGCAGACUUCAAAAUAAGGUCUCUGGGAAGUCAAAAAGGGAUAUCCUCCUCAGAUGGAGAAGAAUACACCAUCUAUAGUUGUAUACGAGGGCGACUGAUAGAAGUGAAUGAAAACAUUCUUAAUAAUCCAGCUAUUCUGCAAGAAAAGCCAUCAACUGAGGGAUACAUAGCAGUCGUUCUGCCCAAAUUUGAAGAAAGCAAGAGUAUAACUCAAGGACUUCUGACGCAGAAGGAGUAUGAAGAAGUUUUAUUGAAACGUCUUAAUUCUUCUUCAUGAAAUUAAGUAUGCAGGUAUCAUCUGUAUUUGAUAAUAAAUGAAUGACUUGUAUUGUACACUAUAACUUCCAUUAUAUUGAAAGGCCUAGUGUCUAUUUUUAAAAGUGGAAUUUAAACACUUGUUUCACACAAGAAUAAAAUGUUUCAAAUA